UUCGGCUGGAGGCGGACGCUGGAGUGGCUGCUGCCGGUCGCGCUGCGGUAACGCAAGAUGCCAGCUCCUGUCCGAUUGCGAGAGCUGAUUCGCACAAUCCGUGCGGCCAGAACGCAAGCAGAAGAACGGGAUGUCAUUCAGAAAGAGUGUGCGCUCAUCAGGUCAUCCUUCCGUGAGGAAGAUAACACAUACCGCUGCCGAAAUGUAGCAAAGCUCAUCUAUAUGCACAUGCUUGGCUACCCAGCACACUUUGGACAGCUUGAAUGUUUAAAGUUAAUAGCGUCUCAGAGGUUCACAGAUAAGCGGAUCGGUUACCUUGGAGCUAUGCUGCUGCUGGACGAGAGACAAGAUGUCCAUCUACUGAUGACAAACUGCCUUAAGAAUGACUUGAGCCACAGCACGCAGUUUGUCCAAGGGCUGGCUCUGUGCACUCUCGGUUGCAUGGGUUCAUCAGACAUGUGCAGAGAUCUGGCAGGAGAGGUGGAGAAACUGCUCAAAAACUCUAACUCUUACAUCCGUAAAAAGGCAGCACUGGCUGCUGUGCAUGUCAUCAGGAAAGUACCAGAGCUGCUGGAGAUGUUUCUGCCUGCCACAAAAAAUCUCCUGAAUGAUAAGAAUCAUGGUGUUCUCCAUGCUGCUGUUGUCCUUGUCAUAGAAAUGUGUAAACAUAGCCCUGACACACACGCUUAUUUUCGCAAGAAUGAGAAGGUAGUUCCACAGCUGGUCAAAUCGCUGAAGAAUCUGAUCAUGUCUGGUUACUCGCCAGAACACGAUGUGUCUGGAAUCAGUGACCCUUUCCUUCAGGUUCAGAUAUUACGAUUGUUAAGAAUUUUGGGGAAAAGUGACGAUGAAUCCAGUGAACAAAUGAAUGAUAUUCUAGCUCAGGUUGCAACAAACACUGAAACCAGUAAAAACGUGGGCAAUGCCAUUUUAUAUGAAACUGUGCUAACAGUGAUGGAUAUUAAGUCUGAAAGUGGGUUGAGAGUUCUAGCUGUAAAUAUUUUGGGUAGAUUUUUACUAAAUAAUGAUAAAAAUAUUAGGUACGUUGCAUUGACAUCUCUGCUUAAGAUGGUGCAGACAGACCACAAUGCAGUACAGAGGCACCGAAGUACAAUCGUCGACUGCCUGACUGACCUUGACGUCUCCAUCAAAAGGCGCGCAAUGGAUCUGUGCUUUGCCCUGGUUAACGGCAGCAAUGUCCGAGGGAUGAUGAAAGAGCUGCUCUAUUUCUUGGACCACUGUGACCCUGAGUUUAAAGCUGACUGCGCUUCUGGAAUCUUCCUGGCAGCUGAAAAAUAUGCACCAAACAAGCGAUGGCACAUUGACACUAUUAUGAGAGUGCUGACUACAGCUGGUAGCUUUGUCCGCGACGACUCGGUGCCUCUGUUAAUUCUACUGAUCAGUAAUGCCAACUCCCUUCAUGCCUACAUCGUGCAGAAGCUUUAUCAGGCCAUUCGAGUGGAUGCUUCCCAGCAACCCCUAGUUCAAGUGGCAGUCUGGUGUAUUGGGGAAUAUGGAGAUCUUCUGCUGUCUGGGGAGUUUGAAGACGAAACACCAGUUCAGGUAACAGAAGAUGAAGUGUUGGACGUUUUAGAACAGAUUCUGCACUCUAAUCUCUCUCUACUUACUACGCGUGAAUACGCACUGACAGCCAUUAUGAAGCUGAGUACACGACUGCAGAACAGCACUAAUCGCAUUAGAAAAGCUGUAUCUAUCUACGGGAGCAGUCUGGAUGUGGAGCUUCAGCAGCGAGCAGUGGAAUAUAGUGCCCUCUUCAUGAGGUUUGACCAUAUGAGGCCAGCCUUACUGGAGAGAAUGCCUUUAAUACAGAAGAGUGCAACCAACGGACCCAUGCAUGCCACGGUUAAUGGUAAUGUCGAUGAGACCGAGGAAGAGGGUCACUUACCAGCACAAGAACAGCUUUCGCAACAAGCCCAGGUCAAUAAUCUGCUGGAUUUACUUGGCGACAGUAACAUAAACCCAGCCAGAUCAGUGCCUCAAGAAAGUAAAGUACCUCAAACAGGCGGAGAACUACUGGAUCUCUUGGGCGGAUUAAACCUGGCAGAUACGCAGCCGUCCGCUCUGUCAGGUGGACAGACACAGCUGGUACUUGACGGUAUCGCUCCCCGCAGUCCUCAGAAUACUUCCAGUUUGAAGCAGGAUAUUCCAUCAAUCAUCGCGUACGAUCAAAACGGCCUGAAAAUUGAGUUUUCCUUUGAACGGUCCAAAGCAAACCUGAACAUGCUGUUCAUCACCUUGAGGGCGUCCAACUCCACCGAGACUGACAUGAACAAUUUUGUUUUGCAAGCUGCUGUGCCAAAGUCUUUCCAGCUCCAACUGAUGUCCCCCAGCGGCAGCACGGUUCCCGCUGUGAAUUCCGGGGCCGUCACGCAGAUCAUGAGAGUUCUCAACUCACAGAAGCACCCGUUAAGGAUGAGGCUGAAGUUAACGUACAACCACAGAGAAGCCCCCAUUGAGGUCAUGUCAGAGGUGAAUGAGUUCCCACCACAGGCGUGGGAGUGAUUGCGAACGGACACGGCGUCUGUUGACUGUACACUUUACACUGUGGUUGCUGACCGGAAGCUGCUGCAAUGUACAAUCAUCCCUAUGGGCGACAGAGGCAUUGGACUGCACCAGUAUUUGAGAGGAGAUUGAGCCCUUCCUAAUUACUGCACAAGAACGUAGCUUCACUGAUCGGAUCCAUCGCAUAGCUGAGGUGGAAUCUCAUGUCUGAAUAAUCUGUUACUUGGGAUCUAGUCAUAUAUGAUGUUACGUAGCUUUGACGAACAAAAAAAAUACCUAUAUAAGUACUGUAGGUAGAAAAAUCAUGAAAUGUUCAGAAACCAGUCCAUUUGGUUUAGGUCAGAAUUCUAUUUAUUAUUUAGGUGAAAUACUGGAACAGGAUAACAUAAUAGAACAAGGAAUAAUAUAAUAGAACAAGGAAUAGUUCUGAUUCAGUGCUGUGACUCCUGCAUACUCAUUACAUUUGCUUAAGUGAAGCCUUUAAAAUCCUGUUGCACCAUUCUAAGUGUCUUUCAAGUAAAGAGAAAGGCCUGAGUGUAAGCAAUUGGCUAUUUCUCUAUUCCAAGCCAUGCAGAUUCACUUCGAUUUGUGAUAGUUUUAUCAGCAUAAUAUCUGGAAACUGUCACAAUCCAAAAAUCUAACUGCAUCGCCACCAAACUGAUUUACCACAGUGAUUAAGGGGGAAGAGUUGUAGUUUCCUUUGGUUCUUUUCAUAGAUGUUUUUUUCUCAUUAAAAGCAACCGAUGACUGUGCACCUUUAAUACACUAACUAAGCUAAUUUGGAAAAAAANCACAGCAUUGAAUUUCCUAAAGAUUUAUACCUUGUUACAAACUUUGCACUGAUUUUUUAAAAAAUCAGAAUUUGGUUUAGCGACUCACUGAAGUAUAAGCAUUCCUUUCUGAUUUUUAUGAAGCUGUGUAAUCACUAGACAGUGAACUGCCUUCACUGGCCAGAUGCCAGUUCUGUAGAGACUUGUCAUUGCUCUUAAUGGCUGUUUAACUGUCUUUAGAAGGGUUUGAGUGUUUUUGCUGAAUAUGUUUCUUACUUGCUAAAGUCCCUAGCGUGUUGUAAUCUGCUUUCUUCAUUCCUAGACAUAUGUCUGGACCCUAAUGAUAUUUUGCACAAAAAUAUCCAUCUCGUUGGGUGCACCUCAGAAGUACAAUUAAUAUCAUCCUUGGCACCUAGAGAUGGUCAUCCCAGUAGAGGAGACAAAAUUGUUUUGUUGCUGUUUAAAUCCCCCCAAAAAAUAAUUUUCGAAAGCAGGUUCAUCUGUUUCUGAUGUUACUAUAUCUGGAAAAUAAUCAGGAUUUGUUUUGUUUUUCUCUCUCUCUCUCUCUCUCUUUCUCUCUGUCAUCAUUAAUGCAUUUAACCUUCGGAUAAGGUUUUAAAAUUUGCUAAAUGCAAAAAGUGUUUUCCCCUCAGCUAAUAAAGGACAGCAGCCCGUAUUUGCAGUAUAUAUGUUCUGCUGCUUUUCCCUUUGUUAGUGGCCUAUCUGCAGUUUAUAUCGCUCAAAAUGUUUUGUUAUUGUUGUAACUAUGCUUCCUCUUGCCGCCUAAAACAGUUGUAGUCACAUGGAGGUGAAAACUGAACCUAAUGAAUUGGUUAUACCUAAUCCCUUUAAGGAAAUCCAGGUCAGAUCUCCUGGCUGUAGGAACUGGUAGCGUUCCUGACCUUCCUGCCGGGUGUCCUGGCAAAAUGCAAGCAUUGAAGGCACAAUGAAAUGGUGCAAUGGGAGGGUGCGGUGGGGUUCAGUUCCAGACAAAAGUCAUCGUGGUAAUGAUCAUUUAUCCAGGGCUGAGUGCUCCAAGACCAGUCAAGUUUAUAGAUCUGCAGGCUACACUGUUUUGGCAAGUGUAGGAUGUUUGUAGCUAUUUCAGUUGUUUUUUUAUUCGGUGUUUGCCACGUGCACAGUAUGGCAAUGCCAUUGCAGGGUGCCACCAGCACUGCAUAGCUGGAGCACAGGCCUGUAUACAACUGCUCGGUCAUCCUUGCAGAACCUCGCCACACUCUUAGGGACCCACAAACAUAGACCAGGUCAAGCUAACCUCUGUCGGAGCUGAAUCCCUUCCCCAUCUUUCACAGCUCUGCUCACCGAGGCAGGGUGGGUGGGAGAUGUGGGAGAGAUCGAAGGAGGUGGCCACAGGGCCAUUCACUGGAUAACCCAAGUUCUGCUGUGAAGUUGUUUACAGUUUUAUUUUCUCCUGAAUUACUUUUUGACUGUGUUCAGUGAGCUAUGUCUCUUUUUUUAAAAAAACAAAUUGCUUUGUUCUAUGAAUGAUGUACAAACUUGGUACAAAAUAAACAAAGGACAGAGUGCAGUGCAGUGCAGACCUCCUGAAUGUACAUCUACCGUGUUCUGGAGAAAUGUUCUUCAAAUGUCAGUUACUGUAUUUGGAAUGUGAGUGAAAGGGUAAAAGUGUUAAGUCUCCUGUGUAGAUUAGCAGGGUUUGUAGAAUGGUGUGACGACACGUACCAGGUCCACUUUGUGGGUAUGUGUUGAACCAUUCUUCGUGGUUUAAAAAGCACCCCUCUGGGUUCAGAGCAGCGGCUCAAGACAAGUCAGGGCACACAGCAGGAUAUCCGGGAUUCUCUGAACCCGCGUACUAUGCCGUUCAUUUUUUUUAUUAGAAAAAAACAUAACCGUAGUAAAAUGUAUAAAUGUAACAAUAAAAAUGAAUUAAACACGAAUGGGUUCUUGUGCACCUGGACAAACCAAAGGUUAGAUGUUUGCAUGUGGCAUUUCAUUGACUGGUUACACAUUUGGCUUUAUUGUCUGUUGUUUGUUAAGGCCUCAGUAUGGAGCGUGUAAGAUGAGCACUGCUACAAUUUGGUUACUUGCUGUUGAGAGCCCACCAUAACCAUGCCGGUAACUAGUAAAAGUCACAACCCAGCAAUGUAUAGUACACAACAAGCCAUCUCCAGUGUGAGCUGUUUUGACAGAACAGGAGGAUUUUAUUUUUUAAAAAAGUAAUCCACAAAACUUGUGGAAAUCAGAUUUUCUGGCUGGCAUUCUGGAGAGAGGCAGCUUAUAUACCUAUUCCUGUCUGCUCGAUAGUCUGGUACGUUUCCUCCGGUCUCCAGGGACCCUCAUUGGGGGGUGGGCACAUAAACUAUACCCACUCUUUAGAUUUAAAAACACAUCACAGUCCUGAAUGUUACCUCUUUGUUGUUUCAGCAUUUUUCUGUGUAUUUCUAUGAAUUAAGUGACGCCUCUCACAACUGUGUGUACAGGAGGCCGCCACUGUGUGGGCUGCUGGACGGACAUCUCAGUGACUACAUCGAAGCUACUCCGUGGUUAGCUUGCUGCAGAGCAUGAGACGGUCCCAGUUUUCCUUCUGCUGGAUGAAAAGACUCUCUCUCUGUCUCUCGGGCACUGGCCAGCUCAGAGCUGGGAAUAACCUCGAGAAAGUGGAUUAGUGCAGUCAGUCCAGCAGCCUGUGCCUGACACUUCAGUUACCUGGCUCAGAACAGAAAAUGGGUGACACCAUUGUGAAAGCAGUAGCUCGUGAUUACAGAUGAGGUUUCCGCACAGUCACUUGAUGAAUUGGUGAGGAAAACAAGCCUCAGGCUGUAUUGCUUGGCUUCCUCCAAACUGCUCCUUGGAGCAGCUUACUUACUCAUUGAUGAAGAAAUGACUGGCAAGACUCAGCAGUCAAAAUUCUGGCUCGUGUUAUACCCAACUUAACUAUCUCGCACACAGGGAUAACUACAGCUGCUGCUCUCUUGCCCAUUGGACUCAAAAUAAGUCGAGCAAGUUUUGCCUAUUCUUGUUAUUGUAGGAGUUUGCGCUGACAAAGUACAAUGUGUAACUGUGAUGGUGUCUGUUCAAUGUACACUUCAUGUAUCAUGAAAAAGGUUUGUUUUUAUGAUUUAAUAAGACACUAUAAAGACCGUCCAUGUGAGUUUUUUUUAAUUUGGCAUUUCAUGACAUUUUUGGAACUGAUAAUAAAAGCUACUUUGGAA
This is a messenger RNA of Callorhinchus milii (elephant shark), 6487 nucleotides long. RefSeq names its product AP-1 complex subunit gamma-1. NCBI's taxonomy places the organism in Eukaryota, Metazoa, Chordata, Chondrichthyes, Chimaeriformes, Callorhinchidae. Gene Ontology annotation, molecular function: clathrin-cargo adaptor activity. Gene Ontology annotation, cellular component: Golgi apparatus; AP-1 adaptor complex; membrane coat. Bases 58 to 2523 code for a protein of 821 amino acids. Gene Ontology annotation, biological process: intracellular protein transport; Golgi to vacuole transport; receptor-mediated endocytosis. The record is from RefSeq and is a predicted model, not a curated record. The transcript has 24 exons.